CUCUGCUACUAACUUGAACUUAUUCAAUCUAUUACCUUAGAAAGGUAACCCACUAUCAACAUGGCUCCCCUCAAGCGCAUUACCUAUCCUUUUGCUUCUUAUUCACCACCUCCAUCAUCACCCCUUGCAACACCGCCACCUCCAAAGGCAAAACCACCUCCUCCCUCAAUUCCUCCACCAUCUCCAAUAGUUAAAGCACCGCCACCUCCGAAGACGAAACCACCUCCUCCCUCAAUUCCUCCACCAUCUCCAAUAGUUAAAGCACCGCCACCUCCGAAGACGAAACCACCUCCUCCCUCAAUUCCUCCACCAUCUCCAAUAGUUAAAGCACCGCCACCUCCGAAGACGAAACCACCUCCUCCCUCAAUUCCUCCACCAUCUCCAAUAGUUAAAGCACCGCCACCUCCGACGAGGAAACCACCUCCUCCCUCAAUUCCUCCACCAUCUCCAAUAGUUAGAGCGCCACCACCACCAUCUCAUCAUAUGUUUCCACCACCUCCUCAUGUUGUUCCAACGCCACCUCCGCCGCCAUCACCGCCGGGGCACCACACUACCAUUGUAAUAAUCGUGUUUGUAGCAUUUGGUGGUCUCUUCUUCCUUACCUGCCUCGCAGUUGCUUUGUGUUGCUUCUUGAAGAAGAAGAAGAAGAAGAAGGAGGAGGUUGAAGAAACUGAUAUCGUAAAUGUGGAUGAACAUAUCAAGAUCCAAGAAGCCAUUGUACCCGGCCCCCAUGGAACUCAAAUAAUGCUAAAAACUGUGGAGGAGGACGUGCAUGUACAAGAAGAGAUUAAGAACAAAGAAAAGGUUGAAGAAGGAGCCCACUCCCACUCUCACUCUCACUCCCACACCCACACCCACAUUAGCAGUGCAGAUGGAGAAGGAGAGAGCCUUUCUCGAGAAAUUGAGGCUGGGCCAUCCUCUCACAGUACCAUCGAAUCCCAUCUUCAGCAGAAACUCUGAUUACUAGUUAUUUGCGGCCAGGCAAGGGCAUUGGGCAAGGUUGCUAUUAGAUUCUUACAAUUAAUUACCUAUUUUCAGUUUUUACAAGAAUAAUAUUCACUUUCAAAGAAAUAAUUUGAUUGAAUAAACAGAGGGUUUUUUUUCUUA
This is a messenger RNA of Macadamia integrifolia, 1107 nucleotides long. RefSeq names its product protein TRACHEARY ELEMENT DIFFERENTIATION-RELATED 7A-like. Lineage: Eukaryota; Viridiplantae; Streptophyta; Magnoliopsida; Proteales; Proteaceae. Bases 61 to 960 code for a protein of 299 amino acids. The record is from RefSeq and is a predicted model, not a curated record. The transcript has a single exon. Gene Ontology annotation, biological process: plant-type secondary cell wall biogenesis.